CCACUGAAUUCGAGGUCUCUAUAAUGUAAUUAUUGACUAAACCUAUUCGUUCGCCCGUUCAUUGCGCAGAUGUAAUGCUAACAAGUGUUUACUUAGGCAUACGCGACUUAGCUUUGUAUCCAGAUUUUCAUGUUUAUGUUUUCUCGUAAAAGUGCGCAAAUUCACGUCAAGUUUAGUAAAAUGGAUGUUUAUAACAUUUCUAGUGAUUUGUCCCGUGUGAAAGUAUGAGAAUGUGAAAAAUCAUCAUCAACAUCAUCAGAUUGGUAGCUACCUCAAGGAUUGACUUUCGGGCACUUGUAAUUCAAGAAACCUAGAUGUUCUGCAGAUAUUCGAAAGGCCAAUGGAUAAUAUCAUUAAUCCUGAUCCUUUCUCUUACGAAAACAUAUUCAAGUAACGAUCUCUGCAAAAGGACAGGAAAUUGUCACUGCCUCAACAACUCCGACCACUAUGAAUACCAAUGUUUCGACUUCAAGAAUAACGAAGAAAUAAUCCUCCACAUCUACCCGAACUCUUCAAUUCAAAUCGAUUGCAACAAUGUCAUUAGUCUCAACUCUCAAAAACUACCCCAAGUAGUUUUCAAGAAUAUCGAUAAGCUCAAGAUAAAUUACUGCCCCUUGCCAGAUAAUGGUUUGAGGGAAAUAGUGGACCAUUUUGGUCUGCAGAAUUUGGACGUUUUGAGCUUCGAGUAUGGCAUCUUCGAUAAUUUUACUCUACCAAAAGAAAAAGUCCAAGGCAUUAACAACGUUACUGUCCUCAAACUGCGUGCCAAUGACUUGAACUCUUUGGAAGAUGGUUUUUUCGAGAAUUUCCCAGAAUUGGUCUCCCUCGAGUUGGAUAGAAACCAUCUUGAAUUGAAGGAAAAUUCUUUCUCGGCUCUAUCAAAACUAAAGUUUUUGAGCAUAUCGGACAAUCAUCUUGAGAAACUUCCAAGUAAGAUUUUCCAAAACUUAAAUAACUUGGAAAAGCUCAACGUUUGGAAAAAUGAUUUGAAAGUCAUCGAGCGUCACACGUUCGAAGGUCUUCAUAACCUAAAAGUACUGGAACUGGCUUUCAACAAGAUAGAAGAAAUAGAAGAAGGAGCCUUGGACUUCACACCCAGUUUGGUGAAUAUAAGUUUCAGAUACAAUUCGCUCAAGACUCUUUCCAGAAGUGCUUUCAAAUCGAAUAAUUUGUUAGAACAGGUGAUAGUCAGUGGAAAUUCUGGAUUACACUUAGAAAAUGGAGUUUUUGCCGAUUUAACAUUUUUGAACAGCGUAGAUUUGGAAGGGUCAAAAUUGGACAUUAUACCUGAAGAUUUAUUCGAGAACUGUACUUCUCUAGCACAUAUUUCCUUGGGUAAUAAUAACAUCGAAUUGAUCCCGAAAAAUCUCUUCAAGAAUUUGAUUAAUUUGAAGACGCUCUCUUUAGCAAAUAACAAAAUCAAAAGUUUGGAUGAUAACACAUUUAAAUCUCUGACUAAAUUGGAAACUCUGUUUAUUCAAGGAAAUGAACUCAAAGAAAUGAAUGCAGAACUUUUAAAGUCAUUAACGAAACUGAAAGAAUUAGAUUUGAGUUACAACAAAAUCAGAAACAUACACCUAGAUGCCUUUGGAAGGAAUAAACUCAGAAAAAUUUACUUGCAACAUAACCUGUACAGAUACGAAAGAAUGGGUAUUUAUCCUAUCAGUCCUUUCAAUAAAUGUGGAGAUUUGGAGGAAAUCGAUUUGAGUUAUAAUGAGGUGAUAGAUUUUCCUGAAGAUUUGAUGCUGUUGGUAUCUGUGAAAUCGGUUAAUAUCAGUCACAACAAUAUAAGUUCUUUGAGGGUCAAUGCCCUUUGGAAAAUAAGCCCCAACGACCUCACCAUCGACUUGGAAUCCAAUCAGAUAUCAUAUUUGAAAUUCGACCAUGUCGAAAUAACAGCCUACAAACAGCCCGAUCUAGACGCAUAUCACAACACCGACUCGCCGUCUACGAUAAGAAUAUCCAGAAAUCCUAUAGUUUGUGAUUGUUUUUCCAUCGAUUUCGUGAAGUACUUACGGAAUGAGCUGUAUCCAGGCGUCAAAGCUUCCAUAUAUUUUGUGUACGACGAACUCGUAUGCGAAUCUCCAGAAGUGUUCAAAGGAAUUUCUGUAGAAAAUAUCACUCCGGAUAUGUUGAGCUGUCCGAUAGAAGACGUUGUUGGAGAUUUCAAUUGUACAAAUGUUGAGGAAUGCGGCUGCAUCUGGAGGCCCUUCGAUUAUGCCUUAGUGAUAAAUUGUCAAGGAAAAAACUUGACGUCAUUGCCCGAAAUAAUGCAUCCUAGUGAGCUGUAUUUCAAACAAACAGAAGUGCACAUGGAGAACAAUUUGUUGAUGAAUGGACCUACUGCAGACGACAUCGGUUUCUGGAAUGUUUCCAGGUUAUUCUUGGGAAAUAACAGUAUAAAAUCCAUAGGAUGGGUUCCCCCAAGACUAGAGAUUCUGGAUUUACAUAAUAAUCGAAUAGAAAAUAUCGAUUAUGCAAUUUUGGAUCUCAUGAACAAAACAUCUUUGAAAAAAAUAUUCCUCCGUGGAAAUCCAUGGAUAUGUGAUUGUUCGGCAGCUAAUCUGACAAGCUUCUUGAGGCAGCAUGUACAUCAGAUCGAUACCAACCACAUAUACUGCGUAGGAACCUCCAAUCAGCUGAUAAAUCUCAACGAAAAGGACUUAUGUCCCACCAAUCCCCUCCUUCUGGCCUCAGCGGUUGUUCUCAUCCUCUGUCUGUGUGUCCUCAGUUCAAUGGCAGCUAUCUAUUACAGAUUCCAACGAGAGAUCAAAGUCUGGAUGUACGCCCACAACAUAUGCCUUUUCCUCAUAGAAGAAGAAGAAUUGGACAAGGAUAAAAUAUACGACGCCUUCGUCAGUUACUCCCACAAGGACGAGGACUUCGUGAUAGAAAACUUGAUCUCAAUACUAGAGGGUGGUCCGAAACCAUACAAACUCUGCUUGCACUUCAGGAACUGGGUUCCUGGAGAAUUUAUAGCGAAGCAAGUAACGUCCUCCGUCCAUGAUUCAAGGAGGACUCUGGUUGUCCUAUCACCGAACUUUCUCGAAAGCGUUUGGGGCAAGAUGGAGUUCAGAACUGCCCACACCGAAGCAAUGAGAGAAGGUCGAGCUAGAGUCAUUAUCGUCCUUUAUGGUGACGUAAACAUGGAUUCCCUCGAUGACGAACUGAAGGCCUAUAUGAAGACCAACACCUACAUAAAGUGGGGAGACCCUUGGUUCUGGGAUAAGCUCAAGUACGCCCUUCCCCACUCCAGGAUCAAAGGAUUCAACAACAAAUCACAAAAGCAUGCUAACAUGAUGAAGUAUAUCGAAGAUAAAUUCGUUCUAGUUGACGACAGGAGUGCUUCAAAGACUGAUGAAAGUGAUGGCACUUUAUCUCUAUCCAGAGAGAACGUAAAAAAAAUAGACGAAGAGAAUGUCAUCCUGAGGAAUGAAAUCGCUUGAGCUGGUCUUAAAAUUGUGGUAUUCGAUUUUUUUAUUUUUGAAUAAUGCUGAACUGUGAUAAUUCUUGCAGUUGUUUUUCGAUUUGAUCGAGGAUCUCUGGAAAACGAAAAAAUUGAGCAUUCAGACUGCCCAUACACUGCUAAAUGGAAAGCUAGUUGCAGAACACUACUCCAGAAACAUUGUGAUAUCAGAACGUUCCUGCUACACCCAAUAUCAAAAUUAUAUUCAAGAAAGAAUUUAGAAAACUUGUAACAUAUUUCCAGACAAUAUAACUGAAUUCAUAUAAGAUCAAGGCGACAUUCACAAGUUUUGUUAUAGGAUAAGAAAAGGGAUCCGAAUUCAGCAGAUAAAUAAAACAAAGCUUAACGAAAGCAUGUUCUAUGAUGUAAAGAGAUAUUCUUUAUUAAUCUGGCAGUAGGAGGAAUGUUUCCUACAGAAAGAUACGUUUCGAAAUUUCAUUUAUAAGUACAGAGUUUUUGUCUUGUAUUCUGGCAAGUCUUACUGUCCAUCAGAUUAUAUUAUAUUUUAUUAUAUUAUAUAUUUUAUGGAAAA
Harmonia axyridis is the source of this 3998-nucleotide messenger RNA. RefSeq names its product protein toll (gene Tl). Gene Ontology annotation, molecular function: protein binding; transmembrane signaling receptor activity. The record is from RefSeq and is a predicted model, not a curated record. Gene Ontology annotation, cellular component: membrane. Gene Ontology annotation, biological process: toll-like receptor signaling pathway; immune response. Lineage: Eukaryota; Metazoa; Arthropoda; Insecta; Coleoptera; Coccinellidae. The coding region runs from base 315 to 3446 and encodes 1043 amino acids. The transcript has 5 exons.